Messenger RNA from Penicillium nucicola, 1473 nucleotides. RefSeq lists its product as uncharacterized. The transcript has a single exon. NCBI's taxonomy places the organism in Eukaryota, Fungi, Ascomycota, Eurotiomycetes, Eurotiales, Aspergillaceae. The record is from RefSeq and is a predicted model, not a curated record. Bases 1 to 1473 code for a protein of 490 amino acids.
AUGGAGCGCAAGCUAUCAUCAAAGACACACAAAAUGCGCCAUCGUCUGACCUUCACUCGAAGCACUUCGACACGAGAGUGUGCAUGCCCCAUGAUCCCUUCCGCGGAAGUCAGUCCCUCCAGCAGUCGGCCUCGCUCAGCAACAAACCCAGAGUCUCCAACCUACGGCGAGGACACAAUGUGGGACAGCAUUGAUGCCAGCAGGUGCUACAACUUCACAGAUGAGCCGGGGUUCUUCCGUCCUGCAUCGCCAUUCCUGGAGCGUCAGAAGAUCGAUGAAGAUCUGGUACUGGAUAUCAAACACGCCUGUGCCCUACUAUCUCACAGCAUCGACCGUGGCAUUCCCAUCGGCCUGUCCUAUCAAAGUGCCGUGCCCGACUGGACUGACAAAAAGGCUGCGGGCAAGUCUACGACCCAAGCAUCCUCAUCCUUCAACCUAAAUGCCCUUUCAUCACCAGGCAAACCCAUCAAGCCAGCCACAGAUACCGACGAGAUGCACGAUUCCGGCGUCGGGAUGAGCUUCAACUCCCCCCAGCAAACAGGACGACCCUAUGGCAACAGUGUCUCCUCGUCCAGAUUCUAUAACAAGCAAAGCUCCAUCUCACCUCCCCGCAGCCCAACACCAGCCCGCUCCCGCGCAGAAAGCAUAAUCCAAACCCUGGCCGACAGAGGCAGCAUCCAACCAGACUACCCACUAAGCUUGGCCCGCUCACGCUCACGCUCCUCCAGUCCAGUGCCAUUCCCCUAUAGUCCGGACCAAGCCAACGACGAAUGGCACUCAGGACAAACAACGCCACCAAGCCCGAAACUCGAAAACCCCCAGAUGGAAAAAGAACAAUCAACGGCAACGGUAACCGUCUCUGAAACCUCACCUACCGCCUCACCCACUGCCAUCUCCACACCAUCUGAAACCGAGACAUCGACUCCACUCAGUCUCGGCGCAGAAGGGCAGGCCUGGCUGCGCGCCAGCAAAGAUCUCCAACUUCUCGCCGAGGAGGAAAAACAAAAACAGAAACAAAAGGAACAAGAACAAGAGAAAGAAAAAGCGGCCAAGAAAGAACCCUCCAAUCGCUUCUACAGCUCCAACGCCAACGCCACGUCGCAGAUCUUCGAUUCGCGCGAGUGGCUGACGAAGAAUAUCUGGGAAAGUCGAGACCCAAGCCUCUAUGACGAAGCGUCAUUGAGCGGAUACCCGAAUGGAGAAGGACGCUGGGGCAGCAUGUCCACCAGCGGUGAUAGUGCCAGCCGCGAUGGAAAUCCGGGUCAGUGGUGGGCCGGUGCUGAUGCCGCCUCGAGUCGGAAUUUGUCUUAUUCUUCGUCUUCGUAUCGGGUCGAUGAGUUCAAGCAUCAGGAGAAUGCCUAUUCGGUUGUUGUUCCUAGCUUGCAGCCUCGGCGGAGGAGGGAGAGAGCGCAGCUUUUGUUGAGGAAGUUGGCUGGGUUUCGCAGGUGGAGGGACGGUCGUGUUGAGGCUUGA